CUCUGCCUGCAGGACCACCAGUUAACGGUGGAGACCACAUGGUCAUGCAUCGUACUGUAUGCGGCUGAUCGUCCUCAGAAACAUUUGAAGGUAGCAUAGCCUGAAGGAACAAUCGACCAAGCUCGUACCUGUACCCACAACCAAGCAGCGCUGACUCCAUCAAGCAUACGCCCUUACCAUCCCGAGCAGGAAUAUCACCACAUCGCACAUGGAGUAGACCCGCCAGCUAGUUGCUAUCUUGUCCAGCUGCGAAGGGUCUGAAAAGGAUAGUAGAAAAUGAUGAUCAUUGGAGUCAGCGAUGGUAUAUAAGAGCUGGCUUUCUUCGCAUUACUCUCUUCUUUUGCUUCAGCAGCGCAUCAUCCAUUCUUUCUCUCACUCCAACCCCUGCCAUUCUUUAUCAAUAUUCACUUAUACUCAUAAUUUUGAAUCCUUCUCUUCCAUUUCUAUUCAUCGAACACCAUUGAUCAAAAUGAAGGCCUCUUUCAUCACCAUCCUUGCUACUCUGGCCACCUCGGCCAUCGCUGCCCCUACUGGUGGUCUCUCUGGACUGACUGAAGUCACCAAGACCGUGACAUCGGGUUCAGUCGUCUCCAGCAACGUGGUUUCUACCCCUGUCGCCAGUUCUGGCGCCACCGGCCACAUCGUCCAAAACGCUGGCAGCAGUGUCAAUCAGGUCUUGACUGUCACUGGCCCUAACGCCAAGAAGCUUCUCAUCCAACUGAGUCCUGAUGUUGCCAGUCUCCUCUCCGGCCUGGGCUUGCCCUCCAUUAAAGCCUCUGUUGGUUCUAUUGUUAAGUCAGCUGCGUCUGUUGGCGACCUCAUCAAGGAUCUCGGCCCUGCUGUUGACGGUCUCCUCACCGUUGUCGGCAAGGAUGUCGGUGCUCUUCUGAUUCAGCUUGACCCCGAGGUUGCGGGUCUGGUCACCGGGCUUGGACUGCCCGGUGUUGGUGUCCCUGUUGGCUCAGUGGUGGGCACCCUUGGCGAGAAUCUCAAGCGCUCGCCCGAUGGAAAGAUUGUUGAGGAUCUUUCCCCUAAGGUCAAAGACGUCCUCGAAGUCACCGGCACUGAUUCUAAGCGCCUUCUCGUCCAGCUCAGCCCUUCUAUCGCCUCCCUCGUUUCUAACCUCGGUCUCCCCAGCGUUGGAACUUCCGUUGGCCAGAUCAUCAAGACUCCUUAUCCAGCUUUCUUCUGACGUUGCCGCCCUCCUGACUGGCCUUG
Aspergillus sclerotioniger CBS 115572 is the source of this 1218-nucleotide messenger RNA. RefSeq lists its product as uncharacterized. Bases 470 to 1192 code for a protein of 240 amino acids. The record is from RefSeq and is a predicted model, not a curated record. NCBI's taxonomy places the organism in Eukaryota, Fungi, Ascomycota, Eurotiomycetes, Eurotiales, Aspergillaceae. The transcript is spliced from 2 exons.